UAAAGCGCAGAGGCUGCCGGUGAAGAGCAGAACAAUUAAAGUCUCUGAAGACAGAAAACCCGGGGACGUCUUCACUCCUCUUCUUCACUCCUCUUCUUCAGCUCCCAUCGAGCAGGACGAGCCUGACGCGACGAAGAAGAUGAAAUACAUCAUCGGAGUUGGCGGAGUAACUAAUGGUGGAAAAACUACACUGACUAACAAGCUGAUGAAGACUUUACCCAACUGCUGUGUUGUGCACCAAGAUGACUUUUUCAAGAAACACGAUCAGAUAGAAGUCGGCGAGGACGGCUUUAGACAAUGGGAUGUCAUCACAGCUCUGGAUAUGGAGGCCAUGGCCAGCACAGUUAAAGGAUGGAUGGAGAACCCUGUGAAGUUCGCCCACUCUCAUGGUGUCACGUUGUCUUCACCCUCAGUUGUGGCCGACCCAGACGAGCAGAUCCACAUCCUGAUCAUUGAGGGCUUCUUGCUCUACAACUACCUGCCCCUAAUGGAUGUUUUCAACAAGUGCUAUUACAUCUCAAUCCCCUAUGAGGAGUGUAAAAGAAGGAGAAGUACGAGGCAGUACACUAUUCCCGACCCUCCCGGCCUGUUUGAUGGUCAUGUCUGGCCCAUGUACCUGAGGCACAGGAAUGAGAUGAAGGACAGCGGCUUGAAUAUUGAGUACCUGGAUGGUUUGAAAAACAAGGAGGAGAUCUACAAUCAGGUGUAUGAAGACAUUCAGAACAACCUGCUCAAUCGUUUAUAGCAGGAAGACUCCUCUUCACCCCUGUACAGAAUUUGUAAAUAGUCCUUAGGAUUUUUUUUAAAGAUGGUUUUUUUCUUAACUGUAUUCUAUAUGUUUUUGUUAUAUAGAGCAGAGCAAUGUUAACUUAUCAUUGUCUUUUUAUCAUGAUCAAUAUUUUUGUUUCCUGAAAAGUUGAUUCUACGGAUCCUAUUUUACUGUUAUCUUUGACCAUUAGCUCACAAAUAAAUGUGUUUGUUGAU
Paralichthys olivaceus (Japanese flounder) is the source of this 984-nucleotide messenger RNA. The record is from RefSeq and is a predicted model, not a curated record. NCBI's taxonomy places the organism in Eukaryota, Metazoa, Chordata, Actinopteri, Pleuronectiformes, Paralichthyidae.